AGAAACCCCCAUCAGAUGAAACAUGCUCUCUUAUCCUUAGUGGAAACUCCACAGAAUAAUCUAAAGAUAUGCAAAAAUGGUCAAGAGAUAUAUGGCGCCUGCGUCAAGCAGGACAUCAGUGAAGAUCUAGAGGACUUUUUCAAGGGAAGCCAACACAAGAAACAUAGAUUUGAGUAUAUGUUAUUAGAUCUAGUCAUAAAAAUCCUUCUUGCUCCUGGAGGAAGGGGAGGUAACUGCUCACACACAAACUCACCUCGACACAUUAAACCACAACGAUGUCAGAACAGCAAGUUUGAACACACCAAUGGCGAUGUGGCCCUCAGUUAUCUUCCUCAUGGCUGUGUGCUGGAGCGGAUCUGUUCCAUCCAGAAACUGGACGACCUGGACAUAGAAAACAUCUACCCCCUGUAUCAAAGACUCCAGGCUCACUUCAAGGACCACCCCACUGACAGAAAUCACUGGGGACUAGAUGGUCCAUACACUCGUGACCUCUGGAUGAUGGGUUCAGAGGUGAAGGCCAGUGUUGCUGUAGCUAGUCUGGAGUUUGCUGUAGAUAAGGUUAAGAGAUUCCUGAUUUCCAAGACAGUCCAGGAUUGCUCCAUCAUUGUGGCACUGCAGCCUGUCAAACAAGGGGUGUCUGAGGAAAACAGCGUCAUACAUUUCAAUGACGUUUACUACCAAUACUCCAUCGAACUGGUCGACCUUGACCCCAAGCCCUUCGACAAGAUUGAGCAGUACUACCGACAGGAUAUGGACAUUGUCCAUGCAUAUCAGGAAACCAUCGGCAAGUCGCGGACCAAGUCAGUAUGACACCGACGUUGGGAGGCCUUCCUCAAUGUUACAUAUCUGAAAGCCUCUGUGAUUGUCCUGGGAUUGGUUGCUAAUGACGACGGCCUGGUUGGGGACUGAAGUCAACAACAGCACUUCACUGACUUGGGUAACUUUAUCUUCACACUUCUCUUCAAGGCAGUACUUCCUGUUGUGAACACCAACGUCUAACAAAUGUUGGGUUGAGAUGCCAUAUUGGAGAUGCCAGAUUGGAGAUGCUGGCAUCAAACAGAUGGGUGAUGUUAAACAUUUCUUCUCGUUGGAGGAGAAGAAUCGCAGUGAAGGACACAAUAUCACUCUAAAGCUCUUCCCCUACAAGUUCCGUAAUUUGAAUUAAUUGUUUGGGUCUUUUCAACUGACACAGUCAAUGGGUACAUGAUUUUAUUAUUUGUUUUUAAUAUGUUUGCAAAUCUGAUCUUAAAGUUAAUCAAGCAAAGAUGUUUACUGGUUUCCUGUUUAUGAAUUCCAGACCAAAGUUCUGAUUCCAGUGAGUUACACUCUGUGCACGAUUACCACUGAUCAUUAGAGAUGGUUUUGGUAUGUAAUAAUAAUCUUACUGUGCACGAGUAGAUCUUAGGACUAAAAUGGUUGUAGUGAGUUAAAAUUUAAUGUCACAUUGGCAGUUAUUUUGGCCAUAUUGUAACUGAUGAU
Messenger RNA from Haliotis rubra (blacklip abalone), 1479 nucleotides. RefSeq names its product inositol-pentakisphosphate 2-kinase-like. Gene Ontology annotation, biological process: inositol phosphate biosynthetic process. The transcript is spliced from 7 exons. The record is from RefSeq and is a predicted model, not a curated record. Bases 16 to 810 code for a protein of 264 amino acids. Gene Ontology annotation, molecular function: ATP binding; inositol-1,3,4,5,6-pentakisphosphate 2-kinase activity. Lineage: Eukaryota; Metazoa; Mollusca; Gastropoda; Lepetellida; Haliotidae. Gene Ontology annotation, cellular component: nucleus.